AUGAGUGAUACUCAACAAUUGCGGGCCCGUCGGCGGUAUCGCGCUUUACUCCGAGAGGCGCAGAACUUGGAGCUGCAAGGCCGGACAGAUGAGAAGCUUACCGUUGAACUUCAGCGGCUAGAGCAAGAGUUCCCAAUGCUGAGGGAAAGAGUAGGGCCGGCGGAAGAUGGGUCGAAGACGGAGAAUGAUGCGCCGCAAACAGAGGACGUAUCCAAACAGCUACCUGUUGCUGCGGCGCCUUCAAGUGGUGCACCUUCGGGUACAGAGUCAUUGGCCAAGCAAUGUGCUGAGCAGUCUGCGGCCCCACCUCCAUAUCGUUCUGCACUCCCAACAAGACAUACAAACGGUGAUUAUGGAACCAAAAAACGGAAUAAUGAUCCGUCUACUGUUGGCUGCACUGGUUUUUUCUGCUGCGCUCUCAGUUUGUGGGGAGAGGCUCAUUUACCUACAUCAUUCGGCGUUUUCUCGUACGCAAAGAUUAUGUUUUUCUCUAUUCUGGCCGCCAUCCUCCACCGCUACGUCGUUGAUCCAUCCUCGACAGUGGGAAAAGCUAUCUCACCUGUUCUAAUUGGACUUUUGGUUCAUGCCCAAGGCCUCAUUGCGCUUCAGAGGAAGCGACCUGGGAGAAUAUCAAUGACGAUGCUGAUAGUCUACUUCAUUUUUGACGUGCUUCCAUCGAUAGUGCUUGUAUUCGUAGUGUAUGUCCUGACAACGAUUGGUCUGGAGAUGUUGAAGUAA
Molecule: messenger RNA, 738 nt
Organism: Trypanosoma grayi
Lineage: Eukaryota; Euglenozoa; Kinetoplastea; Trypanosomatida; Trypanosomatidae
Exons: 1
Coding region: 1-738 (245 amino acids)
Source: RefSeq, a predicted model, not a curated record